AUGUUGAUUCUUUGGGGAGUGAUCGAGGCCUGUGUAGGGGUCAUCACAUCAUCUAUACCAACCUUGAACGCCAUGUUCUCUGGUCUCUGGAAAUCGGGUACUUCUGCUACUAAGAUACGCCACAGUACAGAUAGAUACUGUGAGCUUCCGGGUACUGGCAGCAGCCCUGGUCAUUCGGUAAAGCUCACUGGUAUCAGACGCGAGACGAAUAUCGUGAUGAGAAGCGAGGUGGUGGAAGAUGGCUUCCAAGAAAGCAGCACAGGACAUGGUUGGUGA
Messenger RNA from Aureobasidium melanogenum CBS 110374, 276 nucleotides. RefSeq lists its product as uncharacterized. The record is from RefSeq and is a predicted model, not a curated record. The coding region runs from base 1 to 276 and encodes 91 amino acids. Lineage: Eukaryota; Fungi; Ascomycota; Dothideomycetes; Dothideales; Saccotheciaceae. The transcript has 2 exons.